CCAAGGCGAUGCAGGCGGACUGGCUGGCUCGGGCGGCUGCGGCGGGAGAUCUGGCGGGAGUACGGAGGCUGCUGCAGGAAGGAGCGGACCCCAAUGGGGUUAACUCAUACGGCAGGACCCCCAUUCAGGUGGUCAUGAUGGGGAACGCCAAAGUGGUGGAGCUCUUGCUUCGGGAAGGAGCCGAUCCGAAUCGUCCGGAUCCCGCUACAGGGUCGCUGCCCGUCCACGACGCAGCUCGCCAGGGCUUCCUGGAGACGCUGCUGGUGCUGCGGGCUGGCGGCGCUCGCCUGGAUGUGCCCGACGCCUUCGGGCGCCUUCCCAUCCACUGGGCCGCCCAGGCCGCCCACCGCCACGUGGUCCAGUUCCUGCAAAGUCAGACAAAUGGCCCCGCCGGGGACACCUCUGCUGGGCGCGAAGGGGAGAAGGGCGCUCGCUGUCCAGAGGGGUCUCCGCCUGGCCUUUGA
Heteronotia binoei (common prickly gecko) is the source of this 464-nucleotide messenger RNA. RefSeq names its product cyclin-dependent kinase 4 inhibitor B-like. Gene Ontology annotation, cellular component: nucleus. The record is from RefSeq and is a predicted model, not a curated record. Gene Ontology annotation, biological process: negative regulation of cell population proliferation; regulation of cyclin-dependent protein serine/threonine kinase activity. Gene Ontology annotation, molecular function: protein kinase binding; cyclin-dependent protein serine/threonine kinase inhibitor activity. The transcript is spliced from 2 exons. NCBI's taxonomy places the organism in Eukaryota, Metazoa, Chordata, Lepidosauria, Squamata, Gekkonidae. The coding region runs from base 9 to 464 and encodes 151 amino acids.